GUGACAGUGAAUUUGUUGUGGUUAUCAUUUUUCUGUUUCUGAUCUAAAUCGCCAUAAAAGAAAGUAUAGUUCUCAGUGAAAUUAAAUACUCUUUUAGCAUACAUUUUGUUAAUUAUAGCUUAUUGAAGUACUUUUCACUUUAAGCAAGUCAAAAAGCGGACGUUGUGAAGCAAAUAUUUUGUGAAUGAAUCUGUCAUUUUCAAGGACAAACCAGGACAUAUAGAAGCAACACUAGGAGGCAGUGAAUAUUUUUAAAUCUAUGAACUUUACCAUUUGUCCAAAUUUGGCUCUAACAUAAGUUUUUGCGGGUCACUAAUUUGGAGUGGUGGCUGGCGAAAUAACACAUUUGGAUUGAACGCCUUGGCUGACGAAAGAAAUAAGUACAAGGGCUCAUGAGAUAUGCGCGGAAUUGAAGGCAAAGUUGUGGUGUUGGGUUCCCGAGGAGUUGGCAAAACGCGUUUGGUCACAUCGUAUAUAAAGAAUACAUUGCACAAAGAUAUUGGCCCAACGAUAGCUGCAUCAUUUUUUACAUGCAAAGUAAUGCUGGACGAUGUAAAAAUCAAAUUGCAAAUCUGGGAUACAGCUGGACAGGAGCGCUUCAAAGCCGUUGCGCCAAUGUAUUAUCGUAACGCUAACGCAGCCAUUUUGGUUUUCGAUUUGUCACAGCAUAAAACUUUUCGCGAAAUCAAAUCUUGGAUACAGGAGCUACAUCGUAACGUUCAGGAACCUAUGGUACUUACACUUGUCGGUAAUAAACUUGAUUUGCUUGCUCAUCGCACAGUUACGCACGAUGAAGCCUAUCUGUUUGCCUCAUCAAUCGGUGCCACCUAUUUUGAGGCU
Messenger RNA from Rhagoletis pomonella (apple maggot), 840 nucleotides. Its product is annotated as ras-related protein RabJ-like. The transcript is spliced from 3 exons. The record is from RefSeq and is a predicted model, not a curated record. Lineage: Eukaryota; Metazoa; Arthropoda; Insecta; Diptera; Tephritidae. Gene Ontology annotation, molecular function: GTPase activity; GTP binding. The annotation marks the transcript as partial.